AUGAAACAGAAAGGUCUGUUUCCAAUUCCAGAAGAACCCAUCUUUUUCUUCUUCCUCUUUCUGCUUUGUUUUGGUAUCCUCCCUCUUUCUUCCUCUGUUCCCGAGUCGUCACCGGAAAAGUCAGCCCUGCUGGACUUCAAGUCUUCGGUCUCCGAUCCCCAUGGAAAUCUUCUCUCCGCCUGGAAUCCGGAGCUCCACCACUGUGCAUGGGCUGGGGUGGCUUGCAACUCCCGGUCAGAGGUCGUCUCCAUCAGAAUCCACGGCGGCGGCGGAAGAGGUAGCUCCGAGGAUCUUUCUUGUUCCGACGCUUUCAAGUUUCCUAUCCUGGGGGCCAGGCUGAAGAGGGUUUGCUCUGGUUGGGGUCGUCGUGGGAAGUUAGUCGGAAAGUUGUCGCCUUUGAUUGGGAAGCUCAGUAAGCUUAGGGUUUUGUCUCUGCCUUUCAACGACCUCGGCGGCGAAAUCCCUUCUGAGAUUUGGGGUUUAAAAGAGCUAGAAGUGCUGGAUCUGCAAGGAAACUUGUUUACCGGCGAGUACUCUGGUCAAUUUGGUGUUGGGUUGACGAAACUACGAGUUUUGAAUCUAGGGUUCAACAGAAUCCAUGGAGAAAUCCCUGCUUCCAUUUCCAGAUUUGCUAGUUUGCAGGUUUUGAAUUUAGCUGGUAACAACCUGAUUGGGCGAAUUCCUGAAUUCGUUGGCAGUUUUCUGGAGCUCAAGGAACUCAAUUUAGCUCACAAUAAGCUGAAUGGGACAGUUCCCUUUGAGUUAGGGUUUCAUUGUGAGUUUCUAGAACAUAUUGAUCUCUCAGGGAAUCUCCUUAUUGGCACUGUCCCUCCCGUUCUAGGAAACUGCCAUCAGCUAAGGACACUUUCCUUGAACUCGAACCGCUUCACCGGUCAAAUCCCUAGCGAAUUUGGCCAGUUGAAGCGCCUGCAGGUUCUUGAUCUCUCGCGGAAUCAUUUCCCGGACACUCUGCCUACAGAACUCACUACAACCCUUCCCCAUGUAAAGGUACUUUGGUCUCCAAGUGCGAAUGUAGAAAGCGAGGUUCCGAGAAAUGCUAGGUCUCUGGCUACAGCUGACAGCGAGGAGACCGCUUCUUCAACUUCUGCUGCAAGCCAUGGAUUGAGUCCAAUCGAGAUAGCGUCGAUAGUAUCAGCAUCAGCAAUCGUCUCGGUCCUCAUAGUGCUAGUGGUCCUCUUCUUCUACAUGAGAAAAUGGACCCCGAAUGCUAGAGUUCAAGUUUCGGAGCCCAAAGAGAUCAUCGAAUUCGUUCCCAUCGGAGUCCCUUUGCUGUACGAGGACAUCGUCCAAGCAACGGGGAACUUCAACACGAGGAACUGCAUUGGCAACGGAGGCUUCGGGGCCACUUACAAAGCAGAAAUCGCCCCGGGCACCCUAGUCGCGGUGAAGAGGCUCUCUGUCGGGAGGUUCCAAGGUUUCCAGCAGUUCCACGCCGAGAUCAAGGCACUAGGAAGGGUAAGGCACCCGCAUCUCGUGACCUUAAUCGGCUUCCACGCCAGCGAAACCGAGAUGUUCCUCAUCUACAACUACCUCCCGGGGGGCAAUCUGGAAAGCUUCAUCAGGGGUAGAUCGGCAGCCACGGUCCAGUGGAAGAUCCUCCAUAAGAUCGCCUUCCACAUUGCUCGAGCUCUAGCCUACCUCCACGACCAAUGUGCUCCGCGAAUCCUCCACCGCGAUGUCAAGCCCAGCAACAUCCUCCUCGACGAUGAGUUCAACGCCUACCUGUCCGACUUUGGGCUGGCCAGGCUGCUUGGCACGUCCGAGACGCACGCCACCACGGGCGUGGCUGGCACGUUCGGGUAUGUGGCGCCUGAGUACGCGAUGACAUGUCGCGUCUCUGAGAAGGCGGAUGUGUACAGCUACGGGGUGGUGCUGCUGGAGCUGAUGUCGGACAAGAAGGCGCUGGAUCCUUCGUUCUCUUCGCAGGAGAACGGGUUCAACAUCGUUUCGUGGGCUUCGUUGCUUCUGAGGCACGGUAGGGCGAAGGAGGUGUUCACCGCGGGGCUGUGGGAGUCGAGCCCACACGACGAUCUGGUCGAGAUGCUGCACCUGGCGAUCACUUGCACUGAUGAUACGCUGUCGACUAGGCCGACGAUGAAGAGUGUUGUGCAGCGGUUGCGGCAGAUCAGGCCUUCGUGA
Messenger RNA from Linum tenue, 2160 nucleotides. The record is from the annotation of a GenBank genome assembly. Lineage: Eukaryota; Viridiplantae; Streptophyta; Magnoliopsida; Malpighiales; Linaceae.